GUGCCACAAGAAGCAGUGGGCUUUGUGACGGGCAGAGCGGGCAACUUUCUCCGGACCAUCGAAGAAGAAUGGGGUACUUUGAUGUUCUUCGUGGAGGUGGAAAGUUCACGAUCUCGAAGCAAGGAGUACGAAAAGCUGGCCAUCUUUGGAGAUGUCAAGGCACGGCGCGGUGCCGAGCUCAAGGUGCUGAGUGCCGUGGAAACCAAAGUGCCGGGCUACUUUGAGAAAAUUCGAGAGGAGGUCGUUUCACGUGACAAAGGUUGCGACUAUGAAGACGGCACUUGGGGCACUGACUCUCUGUUUCAAACAUCAGAUGUCAGCAGCAUAUCGCAGAUGUUGCUGUCAUUGCGAACUCGGUUCCAUGGUUCUAUGGUUCCAUGGGCGAUCGCUGAGGAUACCAUGCAAUUCCAAGAUGACGAACUGUCUUAUGCCCUGGGGAAGCAGGUGAUGGGCACCAGCUUGGAGGGUGAUGCUUUGCUCACUUUGCGCUCAUUAGUUUUUGCUGACUCUUGCAGAGAUUUCAGAGAUUUCCCAGCUGGUACCCAUGAAAUGUAA
Cladocopium goreaui is the source of this 555-nucleotide messenger RNA. The record is from the annotation of a GenBank genome assembly. Lineage: Eukaryota; Dinophyceae; Suessiales; Symbiodiniaceae.